Messenger RNA from Hypanus sabinus (Atlantic stingray), 11267 nucleotides. RefSeq names its product coiled-coil domain-containing protein 190. The transcript is spliced from 5 exons. NCBI's taxonomy places the organism in Eukaryota, Metazoa, Chordata, Chondrichthyes, Myliobatiformes, Dasyatidae. The record is from RefSeq and is a predicted model, not a curated record. The coding region runs from base 431 to 1462 and encodes 343 amino acids.
CACUCACUCACUCACACACACACACACACACACACUCACUCACUCACACACACCUCACUCUCUCACUACUUUCGAUAGCGGGAGUUCGAGUAAGAAAGCGAUAAAGGGCCGCUGUCAAAGUUUGACGGAUGCCUGGUUCCCAGUAGCAACGGUGAAUUUAAAAAGCCGCUAUCCGGGGAGGAGCUAGUUCGGACCCGCUCUGCCGUCUGCAGCUGCGGGUGAAUGAACGGGUCUGGACCGGCCGGGAAAGCACUGCACCCGGAGCUCGCCCUGCUGAAUCUGCCCCAACUUAACCCCGGUAGUACCGACCAAGAGGAGUCGAGCUGCGCUCCGGUACCCGUGAUUUCUCCCCGCGCCCAGGUCCUAUUUGCUUAAUUUUUAUUGAUCACUUUACUGAUCAGUUGCGGGGAAUGGUUGCAAGAAUGGGUUGAUGGUCGGAACAACGGGGGUGAAGUGCCUGACAUCCCUUCCAACAGUCCCACGCCCUGGUUGUAACAUAAAAUGCAUGUGCCGCACAGCUGAGAUGGGAUCUGAUGGGAGCUCAGAAGUUUCUCUUGCAGCUUCAGCAGGGAAAAUGCAACGCCUUAAGUCGCACACUUUGGAGGGAGAGAUAGCAAGGUGGCUGGAGACAGAGAGGCGUGAAUCCAAGCAUGCAGAGACGAGACUCAGGAAUGGACUUCAUGACUUGGAGGAGGCGAGGUUUUACUGUAUCAACAGAAUGACGAAGGAACAGAGACGUGUCCAGAGAGAUCUUACCACGAUAAAGAAUGGCUAUUCUAAGAAGAAGGUGGUAAGCAGUUUCGGAAGGUUAUGUCCAGAUACUAACACUGCAGUCAAGGAAAGCCCUGACUUCAGCAACAAAGUUUCACUCAUCAAACCACCUGCAAAGGACGGAAGCUUCAUCUUGGCAUCAGAAAGAAUCAGAGCGCAGAACCACUCCCCGGCGAGAGCUGCCAGGUUUGUAAUACCACCCAGCGUCUCUCAUGCUCUGCAGACACAGAUCAACGAGUUCCUCAGUGGGUUCAGUGGUGAACGGGAGAAGCCUGAUAAGCACGCUGCGGCAGAAGAGGUCCAAGCCCUGACACCACCCAAGCUCAAUGCAGAAGUGCGGACUGACAGUGCCACUGCGUCAACCUCGAACCAGCCUGUCACCAAGCCAGCCAUCUCAGUCACGGACAGUGCAGGGGGAAACCAAGCAGCACAGGAAAGCUCCCCCGAUGGGUCUGAGUUCUAUGCUCCGGACGGAUUGCCCAGAACCAUGCACACCAUGCCCAGUUUCCUUGAGGCCUUCGCCGAAGCGAAGAAAGCACGGUACAUUAGACACCGAAACAAACCCGACAAUGAGAAGGAACUGCCGAUCAGUGAGAUCUUCAGAAAAUGCAAUGGGCCCAUCCAACGCGUCACAGAGAAGGAAGCAACAACUGUCAGAGACAACAGCUCCAUGGGAGCAAAUUCAAAUUAAAUGAGUAUUGCAGAAAUGGACUGAACAAUUAGAGAAAAUAGUUGCCACACUUGUUACAUCCACCUUGGAUAACAUUUGCCCCAGAUGGACAGAUUUGACUCCUACCAUUGUGCCAGAGCCAACGUCUCUUGUGCCCUCUGAUACUGGUCCCAACAGAGCUUGUGGGGUUAGUGGGAGGUCACCUUGGGACAGGUAAGCUCACUUCAUACAUAUUGUCCCCAUUUUAUUCCACUGAAGCUGAAAGCUCCAGUGAUAUCAGUUGACAUUCGGGCUGAAACCCUUCAGCAGGACUCACUAAUUAAUCAAGAGUCCUGACGAAGGGUCUCGGCCCAAAAUAUCAACUGUUUACUCCUUUCCAUAGAUGCUGCUUGGCCAGCUGAGUUCCUCCAGCAUUGUGUGCGUGUGCAUGUGUGUCCACCUGUUCAGCUGGUUUCCUCCCGGUCUUUAUGGACAAAAGCAUUCCUCUGAUUUUGAGCUCUAGCAUUUAGAUUAUAUCCCCUAUCUCUGACUGCUGUGUGGUUUCAACCCUAUCAUAGCUUGUUCUCAUUUUAAACAACUCAGAAAACUCUUCCUGGUAUUCAACUGAAAACACAAGAACAGUUUCAUGUAACAAUACUUGCGACAGGAACAAGUGCAAGUUGAUUCAACCAUGUGGAAUCCAUUAUUACAUUCAGAAAGUCAAAAAAGCAAACUUAGCCCAGGGUUAUUCUGCUCUGUACCUUGCUCAAAGACAGUGUACUUUCUUUGAAUAUAUUGCAUGAACCUUCAGCUUUUUAUGGGUUGAGAGGAAAAAAAAUCAUAGUUGACAGUGCAUGUAAAUGUGUUUAAAAACAUAAAGGUGUAACUGAGCACAAAUACACUAAGAUUCUGCUGCACACUUGGCAUAGACUCUGGGUUUCCCAAUGUGUCUCACAGCCCCAUGGGUGGAGGUUGUUUGCUGGAAUAUUAUAUCAGCCUCAGGCGUACUUGCCAGCAGACAGUUAGGCUCAAUUUUCUUUACUGAAUUAUAGAUAUGGGUCAAAAACUGCAGAUGCUGGAAAACUGAAAUGACGGGAAAUGGUGGAAACACUCAAAAAGUCAUUCAGGAAAUUAGUAGGAAACCUGCUACGGAGGCAACACAUUCAUAAAUAGAAUUGGCCCAGAUUUUCUGCAUUGGUCUUUAAUCUGUAACACCCUGCAAUGAAGAGUUGUCGUUUGAGUUACAAACUCCACAAUUUGCUGGACCUUUUGUGCCAUGUCAGUGUCCUCACUUUGAAAGCAGCAACUCCACCUUCAAAAUUCUUUGAACUUCAUGAAGUAGCUGCUUGGCGCAUUCAUUUCCGAUUACUUCAUCACUGAAGGAGCUGGAAUGUGCUAACAAAUUAUUUAAUGCUUCCUGGAUUGCAAGUCAACCUUUCCACCCCAGAAAGCAAACAACUGAAACUAUGGAGUUUCAUUUCUAUGGAACUUGCCAUUUAACUUCUUACUUAAUCUGCAAAGGUAUUCCUUCCUUUACAUCCAAUUUCCUUUUCACACUUCAUUUGGUUUUCUAUUUCCCGGUAGGUGGCCUUUCAGUUGCAGAAAAAAUUAGGAGCAGCACCAUUUUUUUUUGUUGGCAAGGACUCAGCUGAAUCUGAGUUCUAGCCCACUGAUGUUAGUCUGCUGAUCUGCAGCUCCAGUGAUAUCAGUUGCUUCUUGACCUUGGUGCUGUCUGAAUAGAUUUUGCACAUUGUCCUUGUGACUGCUGAGUUAUCCCUGCUUGCUCCGGUCUCCUCCCACAUUCCCAAGACAUACAGGUAAAUUGGCCCUAGAGUGUGGAUAAGUGUUGGAAUCUAAGGCAGGAGUUCCUAACCUUAUUUAUACCAUGGACCCCCACCAUUAACUGAGCAGUCCGUGGGUGCCAGGUGGGGAAGUCGGAUUGGAAUUUGGGGAGGAUAAAUGUGUUAGAGUAGGGUUAGUGAUGAACUGAAAGAACUGUUUCCAAUCGUCUGUAGACUGAUGAUUACUUAUUUAAUUUAGUAGACAGAAAGCCUCAACUAAAAAUCCAUGCCACAGUAUUAAAACAGCUAAAAUAUAUGGAUGUAGUAAUUAAGAGAGUUUGUAUCAGGGCUUUGUAAUUUAUUGCUAAUUUGCCACUUUGAACAGAAGCUUCACAAAGUGAUUACAUUUCCUUUAUCUUACCUCAAAUUAGUUCCUUCUGCCUCUGUUUGGUGAUUGGUGCAGGCUUCAAUGUCAUAGUGGAAAAUGGAUGCUGAACAUUCCUUUAAGUUAUUCUAUUCGGUGUUGGCAAAGUCUUCAAUUAAUUACUGACAAUUGAGGUCUAUCUGAAUUCAGAUCACCAUGUUGUGCAGCUACAAUGAAAUGAGAGGCCCAAGAUCAGAUUCUAACAGAAGUCCCGAUGCAAGACUGUACUGUAGAUUUCAAUAUUUUUGGAUUUUUCUUUUAAACCACUUGCAAUGUGUCAGAAAUUUCCCCAUGCGCUGGUUCUUUUGACACUAUCUUUAAAGGUUUAUUUGUUAAAAAUAACUCUCAGCAGAGCAAUUUGACCAGGGUGGAGUUGCAAUCUCCUUCAACCUGCCAACUGUAUGUAAACACACCCAAGUUAUGAAAAUAAUUUAUUAAAAGGCAAAUUACAAGGAUAAAUUUCAAUUAGCAUGAUUUUAGAAACUUGCUCUGCCAGAUUAUUGUUCAUGAAAUUAAGUUCAAAGUCAUCAGCUCUGAGGUAGAGACAGUGCAAAAGUAACACAGUUUGAAUAAAUAACGUAGUUAAUUUACAGAACCCAUAUAUAUAGAAUUAAUCCACAUCUUGGGAAUAAGUUCACCAAGCUGAGUGAGGAAUUGCAGGCAUCAAGAUAUGUUUGCAACACACACAAGAUGUUGCAGGAAGAUACCUUUGAUACCUUUGUUUAAUUUGAAACGCAUUUAGAAUCAGAAUCAGGUUUAUUAUCACCGGCAUGUGUCGUGAAAUUUGUUAACUUAGCAGCAGCAGUUCAAUGUAAUACAUAUUCAAUACAACUCAUUAGCACGUUUUCACAUGGUGCGACUUACAUUAUAUUCCAUUUUUUAAAUUUUAUUUAGAGAUACAGCGUAAAGCAGGUCCUUUCAACCCAACGAGUCUGUGGCAUCCGAAUGCAUCCACCCUACCAAUUUACCUAUUAGCCCAUACAUCUUUAGACUGUGGGAGGAAACCAGAGCCCGCAGAGGAAACCCUCAUGAUCACAAGGAGAACAUACAAACUCCUUAUAGACGGCAUCGGAAUCGAGCCCAGGUCACUGGCACUGUAAUACUGCUACUCUGACCACUAUGCUACUGUGCUGCUCCAAACUGGUUGAACUAGUUAAACUAUUCACAACAUUUUGCUAAAACCCUUUAAAAAAUUAAUGGGUGUAAAAAAGAUGGGCUGUACGGUAUUUUUUUAGGAUGGUCUCCGACCAAUCGCAAAGUGUUUUACAAUCAAAGAGGAGGAGUCACUAUACUAAAGUUAGGAAAUAUAGAAGCCAUUUGAUGUAUAGUAAGUUUUCAUAUACGACGGUGAAUUAAACAAACAGAAAUUUAUUGUUAUUGUUAUGCUCGCUGUGGGACAAAUAUUGACUGUGACACCAGGAAGAACUCUCCUUGAAACUACUGUCAUCAGAUUUUUAUAUCAAUCUAAGUUCUUUUAUAUCCAGUGGAGAUUUUAUGCUCCAUGUUACAGAAGUGGGACAUGAACUAUCUAGCCAGAGAUGAGAUUCCUGUCAUUCAAUAACCUUUGGCUUUGCCAGUGAUGUCCAUCGCCAACUGGCAUGGAGUGGCACUGGUACUCACCACCAUAAGGGUGAUCCGAGAUUUAGACCUGCUAGCCAAGAGCAGCAACCAGGUAUUUCCAAGUCCAUCAGGUAUACAGCUUGGAGGGGAACUUCCAAGUGAUACUUUGCUGUGAACGUCACAAAUGAGUCACAGUUAGUAAAUUAGAUUGUAUUAGAAUCCCAAAUCCUUUCAUUCUGUAUAAAAUUGCACAGUAAGUCAUUAUGAAAAGCACUAGUAGCUCAGAAUAUGCAUUGUCCAUUUCCUAAGACCUUAUCAUUAAAAACGGGACACUCACUUGACCUUCUCCUCGUCAGCUGUCAGUAUUUGAAGCAAAUGCAAUAUAACUUCAGCUUAUUCAACUUGGCCUUUCAGAUUAGUUCAUUCACUGCAAUUGCUACUCGGAAUAGAACUAGUCUGUAGUUCUUGUGACAAUGGUGAAGUAGAUUGCCUUGAAUUUUAUAUUUUAUCUCUUUCUAUUUCAAUGAAAAUUAUACCAAUUAAUCAUCAAGGAUUUUACAGUUUUUUGCCGAACACUGCAGUUAUUGAUUGCAGACGUGCAACUAGAAAUCCAUGGGGAAAGACUUUAGCUUGAAAUUAGAUAGAAUUUUGUCUUUGGCCACAAACUUUGCAGAAACGGCUCUGGGCCCAAAACUUUGGUUGAAUAUUUACUUUGAAUCAGACUGUGCCACAGAAAGGACAGUGUAGCUAGUGGCACAGUCUGAUGACUGAUGGCUGAAAGUUGAGAGACUAUUAAAGCACAAAUGGGUUUAAAGGAGGUGCUGUUGUGAGCUGACAGAAACCAAACUGACCUGGAGUCUUGCUGCCAUCUAAAGAUACAUCCUGGGCUCCAGUCAGGCUGAGCGCACCAUUGCAGAUAAAACACUACAGAAGUCUUCUUAAAAGAUACUUGCAAAAGAUAAAGCUUCUGCUUGGUAUCAAUCAAUAUUCACAUAUGGAAUGGAGAUAUAAGAGACUGCAGAUGCUGGAAUAUGGAGCAGUAGAUGAGUUGCUGGAGGAACUCAGUAGGUCGGGCAGUAUCCGUGAAGGGAAAUAGAUGGUUGAAGUUUCUUGUCAAACCUUUAAUCUGGACUGGUUUUAGCAGACCAGAUGAAGCAUUUCAACCAGGAACAAUGAUCGCACGACUGCUGUCAAGUUGUUGUUCUGACUUGUUCGAGUACUAGUACUCCUCUUCCUUCAUUAUAAGUCACUGAAUUAAUAUGGCCAUGGUCAACACUGCCCUUAACAUUAGAUCUGCUUCAGUGUCAAGGGCAGAGAUGAUCGUGGUCAUAUUAAUUCAGCACAGUAUCAUGGAGGGGGAGGGGAUGAUGAAGGGGCUCAGAGCCAUGGUGAUGGAGUCUGCUAAUGGUUCAGUCAUUGCAUUACGAGAGUGGUACCCCCGAUGCCAGAAUAACAAUGGUGAGUUCAUUCAGCUUCACACAUUUAGUAAAUUCACAUUAAUAAUCUGGAAAAUUUAAGAAACAGCUAAUCUUAAAAACUAUUAGAUUAUCAUAAAAUUCCACUCAAUGCAUUCAUAGUCCUCAAAGGCGAAUAUCUAGCAUCCUUACCUGGCUCAUUAUAUCUGUGAUCUGAAAUGACCCACAGAAAUAUAAUUGAUUCCUGUUUGUGAUCUGAAAUGACCCACAAAGACGCUGUCAAGAACAUGUAGGGAUGUGCAAUAAACGCUGGCCUUGCUGAUGAUUCCCAGACCCCGAAAAAUAAUGAGAAAGAAAUAUUUCAAUAAUAUUACAACACAAAGGAUCUCAAAAGUUUCCAGCACAAAUAACAACUUAUGUUAACCAUGCUACAUAUUAUUUGCAAAUUAUUAAAAGGACCACCAAAUUUUUACCAGUUCGGUGAAAAUCUUGGCUUAAUGGUUCCCAUUUAUUUAGCACGUUUAGCGCAGUGAAACACAACACUCCUUUCACAGAGACUGUUUGGUGAAGACUUAAAUUUAGGGCAUUUUUUACGCUUGCAGAUGAUGAAUUACUUUUAUCACAGUUAAAAUGCCAAUGUACUUAAGCAAGUUGGAACAGCAAUCAAAUAAUCAGGUAAGCAUGCUGCUCUUUGACUCAGUAUCAUGGAAAUUUAAACAUCCUUGUGAAAAGGCAAGGCAUCAGAUUAAGAGACAUGAAGGAGGGGAAAAGUAAGCUGACUGUUGAGGCUUUUCAAGGCAAAGAGAGGAGCUCCAUUUAAGAGGAAUAGACAGCCCAAGUUCCAGAGUGUGAAGCUGAGGUGACUGAAGGUAUAAAAGUAUGAAGGAGUAAACUAGAUGUUCAAAACCAGCACAGCAGUGAACACAGUUCACAAGGUGCAGUUCUGCUCUGCAUCAGUGAAGCUUAAUCAUUCUUUGCCCAUGUCACUUCAGAUAAGAAAGAAAAUCAAACAUUUAAUUCCUGCUUUGAUUUUCUUUCUUAUGAAAUGUACAUUUUCCUUCCAUCACAGAAGUGAUUUGGAACAACAUUUAAGUUCAAGUUAAUUAGCCACUCUAAUGUUAUUAACCAGAAAUAUAAUGUUGUAAUGAAUAACAAUAAGUGUUGGAAACACUCUGCAAGUUAGGCAGCAUGUGUGGAAAGGCAAACAUAGUUAUCAAUUUGACUUUUUAUCAGUUUAUCAGUUUGAAAGUUUGACUUUGUUUCUCUCCACGGAUACUGCGUGACCCAUUGAGUAUUUUCAGCAUUUUCUGUUUUACUUUAUUUCCCACAUGUGCAGUUUUUUUGUAUUUUUGCAAAGACUGUGGCACAUAAAAAGAAUAAAGAGCGAGGAGUAUAAAAGUAAAGGAUGAGGUAAUACUGGGUCUCAAAGAACAUUAUGUUAGAUAAAUCCCCAGGUCCUACUGGGAUAUACCCCAGAUUAUUGAAAGAAGAAAGAGAAGAGAUUGCUGCAGCCUUGAUCAAUAUCUUCAUAUCCUCUCUAGCCACAUGUGAAGUCCUGGAGGACUGAUGAGUAGCUGAAGUUUUUCCAUUAUUCAAGAAGAGAAGCAGGGAUAAUCCUGGAAACUACAGACCUGUAAGUCUCAUGUCAGUGGUAGGGAAGUUACUGGAAAGAAUUCUUAGGAAUAGGACUUUUAAGCAUUUGGGAAAACCACUCCCUAAUUAGGGAUAACCAGCAUGGCGUUGUGCAGGACAAGUCGAGUCUUACUAACUUGAUUGAGUUUUUGAUGUGACGAGGGUGAUUGAGGAAGGUAGAGCUGUGGAUGUUGUCUACAUGGAUUUUAGUAAGGCAUUCGUAAGGACCCUCUAUGAGGCUCAUCCAGAAGAUUAAGAUGCAUGGGAUCCAUGGAUCCAUGGCUGUUUGGACUCAGAACUGGCUUACCCAUAGAAGAUAGAUGGUAGUGGUUAAAGGGAUUUAUUCUAGCUGGAUGUCUGGGAUUAGUGGCAUUCCACAGGGAGCUCUGCUGUUUGUGAUCUUCCUCAAUGACCUGAAUGAAAAUGUAGAUGGAUGGGUUAGUAAGUUUGCAGCUGAUAUGAAGUUUGGUGGUGUUGUGGAUUGCACAGAAGACUGGCAAAGAAUACAGCGGAAUAGAGAUCAGUUGCAGAUAUGGGUGGAGAAAUGGUAAAUGGAGUUUAAUCCAGACAAAUGAGAGGUUUCGUACCUUGGUGGGUCAAACAUAAGGAGACAGUACACCUUUUGGGGCAGGCCCUUAAUAGUAUUGAUGAGCAGAAGGAUGUUGAGGACUUGGAGAGGGUGCAGAGGAGGUUUACCAGGAUGCUGCCUGGAUCAGCUGAGGGGAGGUCUGAUAGGGGCUAAUAAAAUUAUGAGAGGCAUAGAUAGAGCAGACAGAUAGUAUUUUUUCCCAGGUUUGAAAUAUCUAAUACCAGGGGGCAUGUGUUUAAGCCAAGGGGGGCAAGUUCAAAGGGGAUGUGAGGGGCAAGUUUUUUGCACAAGCAUGUGGAUGCCUGGAAUGCACUGCCUGGGAUGGUGGGAGAGGAAAAUAAGUUAGGGACUUUUAAGAGACACAUGGCACAUGAAUAUGAGGAAAAUGGAGGGAUGUGCACAUUGUGUUGGCAGAAAGGAUUAGUUUAGUUGCCAUUGAGUACUAAUUGAAUUGAUUCAGCACAGCAUUGUGGGCUGAAGGGCGUGUUCCUGUGCUGUACCCUUCCACAGUGUGUCCUGUGUUCUAUAGGAGUGUUGGGUGUGAUCCAGAGGUUGAUCAGUCACAUUCUGGCAAUCCCACUAACAGCUGCUGUGCAACACGUGACCUCAGCAAGCCAUGCCCAAUCCAAAUCUAAUUUAGAGUUUUUUCUUACAUGUUGAUUCUUGCUGAAGCUCAAAAUCAAGCGGCUUUAUUGUUGUGUGGAAUUUCGAUAUUCAUUCAGGGUGGUGAUUUCAUUCCAUGCUUUUUUCCUGCAAGGACUUGUACGUGCAACCCCACAUGUUAAGUGGAGGCCUGGAGAAGAAUUGGGUCUUUCUUUGUGGAUGGGGAAGUCUGCGUUGUGCAGACAGACAUGAAUGUAUUAAAAUCUGUGAAUUAUUGAUAACAUGGUAUAGCAUAUUUCGCUGUCAUCUUCACACUCUCUCCCCACCACCACUAUACCUGAUUUCAAACAUCCUGAAGUCUGCUCUGAAAGCAGUGUUACAACAGGAGGAGGAAAUCAUAACCGAAGGGGAUUCACAGUAUAACUUCCAUGAGAUUAAAUACACAAGUGAUGUUACUAUAGAUAUUACUAAUUGAUAAAAUGUAGCUUUGAAUAUUUUUCCUUAAUUUAUCAUUAAUGUUAAUGAAAAUAUCUGAAAAAAAUAGACAUGGCAAUGCCUUUAGUUGAAUAUAUAAACCUUCAUUGAGUGAAUUUAGUCAGUCCCUAUUACAGGUCCAGGACAAAGAGCACUUACCAUAAGAAGCUUUCAAAACAAUUGCCAAAUGUCAAGUAUGUAACUCUUCAGAUAAUAACACCAAAAGUAAUGUAUGCAUUAAAUUGCAGCAGGAGAACUACAUUCAGUUUUUUACAACAGGCCCCGGAGAGGAUGUCUAUGUAGUAGAGAGCCAUCUAAAACAAUGCACACUAGCAUCUUGCUUGCCAAUCAGCUCCGAUUUGUCAUAGUGCUCAAGUCUUCCAGUUGGAGCAGUCAGAGGUGCUACCUGACUGUACUUCCAAAGUUAAAGACAUUUGUUGAAGCAGAAAGGUGUUUGCCUUCUCCAUCUUUGUGUUCUGCAGUGACGGGGAUCUGACAUGAAAAGCAACCCUCUCCUGGUGCUUACCAUAGCAAUGAGUUCAGUCCAGUGUGAAGAGGCUGACUUCCUGAGAGGGCUGAUGUGGUCGGGCCAGGGCAAACAGUGCAGGCACUCGGCACCAAGGUGCAGGGUUUAGGACAGAGCCUAUGAGUUCACACCCUUGCUAGGGGUGGUGCAUGUCCCGUAACCUACAGUCCUUCAUCUCCUCCCAGAGGAUGCUGUAAGAGCUGCUGGCUCACCGUGUCUUUUUGCUUAGUAGCAGCAUAAUGGAGAUUUCAUCAUGGUAACAAGGUCAAGGGUUUUGUUACCAUGUGGUUUAUGAGGACAUGAUUCACUAAUGGUAUACCGAAGCAGUAUGAAGGGCAGAACGUCCACUGAAUACUAAUAUUAGUUUUUCAAGGUUAAUGCUCUAACGACCUUUUUUAGUACUGACUCCAUUAGUGGUUGUGUGCUUUAGGAAUCCGUCCCAUGAGUUGUGAAAGAUACAUGUAGAAUCUUUUAAUGUACUUUAAAACAGAGUUAUACAAACCAUCAGAAAGGACAUUUGUAAUCUCUCUAGUAUUCUAUAUUUGCCUGAUCUCAUUUCAUCAUACUCUGUCGCAAAUAAUGUGCUCAUUUUAUUUUACCAUUAUGACUGGAAGGUAAUAUUUUAAUUUUAAUGUGUGCUAUUGGGCUAAUAUGAAUAUGCUGAGUCUAUAAAAUAAAAAUGGAAAAAAAUCUCAUCUUUUUCUGUUGGGGAAAUGGAGACGAAUCCAGCAUAAUUCUACUUCUUAAAGUUUCUUUAAUUAAUUAUAGAACAAAACAUGAUAUCGGCUUCUUGUCACCACAAGGUAGAAUGUAUUGAAUAAAAUAUGGCGUGCAAAUGUGUAA